Molecule: messenger RNA, 2439 nt
Organism: Rhopilema esculentum
Lineage: Eukaryota; Metazoa; Cnidaria; Scyphozoa; Rhizostomeae; Rhizostomatidae
Product: la-related protein 7
Biological process (GO): RNA processing
Cellular component (GO): ribonucleoprotein complex; nucleus
Molecular function (GO): RNA binding
Source: RefSeq, a predicted model, not a curated record
CCACGGAGGAGCAGGAUGUCUUCACAGAAAAUUCGCUGCAAGUUUGCGGGAAGACGUGUAUCUUGUCAGGUGCUUUGAACCAGUUUUAAUUCAGAUUUUCUGACUUAAAGAAUUUGCAACAAUGAGCAUCUGUUCUGAAGAAGAUGCCACUGAACCCAAAAAAGAAAAAAGGAUGCGGAAGAAGAGAUUAUUAAAAAACCUCCAGAAUCAGAUUGAGUUUUAUUUGGGGGAUGCAAACCUUAGACAUGAUAAGUUUUUGAAUAGCAAGAUUGCAAAAGAAACUGAAGGAUUUGUGUCAAUCGAUCUCAUCGCAAGCUUCAAGGAGGUUAAGAAAAUAUCUGAAAAUUUGAAGCUAAUAGUGAAAGCAAUUAAAAAUUCACCAUUAUUAGAGAUGAAUGAAGAGUGCACUCUUGUUAGGAGGAGAACUCCACUACCCAAGCAGGAAGAUGCUGAAACAAGAACAGUUUAUGUUGAACGACUCCCACAUUUUGUUGACCGAUGUUGGCUUAGAGAUGUCUUUAGUUGCUGUGGACAUAUUGAGUAUAUAAGUCUUCCCAGAUACAAGAAUUCAAAGGAGAUCAAGGGUUUUGCAUUUAUUGAAUACAAAACUGAUACAGAAGCAGAAAAGGCCUGUCAGGUAUUCAACACUGUUUACUGUAUGACGAACAAACCAAAUGGAGUUGAAUAUGACAGGCACAGUAAAUCGAACGACACAGAAAAAAACAGUGUUUGCCGGUCGAAACGGAGGCGCACAUCAUCGUCAGCAUCAUCUGCUGGCGAUUGGAAAGACGACGCGGGAAAAAUACAGGCCCCUAGGAAACGACAUAAGCUAUCGGAUCAUAAUUCUGAGGACAAAUUUCUUUGUAGCAAGGACGAUUCUAAUGAAAACUUGGAGCAUUGUAGUGUUAACCGGCCUCUUAUUGAAAAGAACUUAGUUGGUGCUAAUACUGAAGCCGAGACUUGUAAUAAGUCAGUUCCAAUCAAAGUGGAGGCCAAUUGCAAAAAGGACGGCAAACGAAAACGGAAAAGAAAAAAGAAGGUCAAGGAAUACAAUGAAUUAGAAAUUCCUCCCUUGUAUGUGAUAUCAAAGAAAGAAUGGAUUCGCCUGAAAGAUAUUUAUAAAUCACUACAAAAGAGCGAAGCGUCAAAGUUAAAAAAGAAUGACAAAGGAGAGAAGUGUUCUUGCAAGUAUGGUGCUGUAACUAAUCGGAGCUCGUCUAAGCGAAAAGUUUUUGACGAAAGAAGUCUCCCUAUGCUUAAUGGCAAGGUCUUCGAAAUGGGAUGCCUCGCCAAUGAUGCUAUCCCUAAAACUGAUGAAAUCCAGAUCAUCAAAGGUGAAAUAAGUACACGAGAGUCAAGUCUUCAAAUGAAUUCAUCAGGCCCACUCACUUAGCAAAAGUUACCUCUGCCGAGGCAAGAGAACACCCGUAAGGAUCGGAAUGGCUGAAAGAUGGCAAGAAGCUGUCCAGACUCAGAGUCGGUUAUUAGACUCGAGGUUAGGCGUUUCUCAAAAGAGCUAAUUUUCAAGAAUGUUUUCCAAAAAGGCCGUUGUUAUACAAAUACAGAAGCGGCAGAAGCUCGAUGAUCGGUUCCGGAAACAUUUUAAGAAAUUCUUAAAGAAGAUCAACGAGGAUAGAAAAUUUCCUUUUGAGGGCAGUUUGGACGUUUUUAGUCCUUUGUAAGUAUUUUUCCGAAGAGAUUUAUCAUAAAGUAUUAAAAAGGCUAAACUCUAAUGGACAUGUUCAAAAUUUGCUGUAAACAUUAUUUUUAAGUAAACAAGAUUCAGUCCAGUAAAAUGAUAUUCAUGAUAAAUCACAUCCGUUUUCCACAACCGAGAUUAAGAAUGAUAAAAGGAAAGCAAUUCCCUGACUCGCCAUAAACUUUGUAAAGUUUUUUGCCACUUCGAUGCAAAACCAGUCCAGGCAUGUUGAUUUGUCUUUCACAGGUCGACCACAGCACCGUUUCCUCAAUUUAAAAUGUUGAUAGUGCGAAAUCUCCUCUCUCUGUCGCUAGUAUUGCACUGUACAAGGAGCUCAGCUAUUUUUCAUGCGAAUUGUCAAGUAUUAUUGACAAGCGAUGAUUAACAAUGUUUCUCGCAAUGUGAAGAUGUUGUACAAAGGAAUUUUUCAUCCGUUCGUACAAGCAAGAAGUUAUUCAUGCCACCCCUAAACGUUUUAUUCCUGUUUCCUUAGAACUUUAGGACAAUACUGUGGUAGAAUAUUUAGUCUUGUACACCAAAGUUCUACUUACUACAUCUGUAACUCGUUACGAAUUUAACAAUUUUUAUUGGGGGUUUUUGAAAAGCAUUUUUCUUUGAGUAGCAAACCUUCCCGUUUCCCAAAUUUGUUUGUACAACCGUGGAUAACUAUGUUUUUAAAAUUUCUCGUUGAUAGUUUCAAUAUUUCAUAUGCUUUUCGAUUGCAAUGAAAAUCAUCACCA